This is a messenger RNA of Atta colombica, 6635 nucleotides long. RefSeq names its product bifunctional glutamate/proline--tRNA ligase (gene GluProRS). Gene Ontology annotation, biological process: prolyl-tRNA aminoacylation; translation; glutamyl-tRNA aminoacylation. Gene Ontology annotation, cellular component: aminoacyl-tRNA synthetase multienzyme complex; cytoplasm. The transcript has 14 exons. NCBI's taxonomy places the organism in Eukaryota, Metazoa, Arthropoda, Insecta, Hymenoptera, Formicidae. Bases 29 to 6436 code for a protein of 2135 amino acids. The record is from RefSeq and is a predicted model, not a curated record. Gene Ontology annotation, molecular function: proline-tRNA ligase activity; glutamate-tRNA ligase activity; ATP binding.
CAGUCUUGUUGUAGAUGCUGCUAAGACCAUGCGAUCCUCUGGACGAAUUGGACGAGAUGGACAAAUUCUAAAAAUAAAUAAUGUGGAUGAAGAGACAAUGGCGUUUACGAUCACCCUCAACCCAGUUAAUCACGUAUUAGACGUGCUGGUAGUAGCCGAAGUAAUUAAUUCUGAAAAGAAAGAUAUAAUUAUAUUAUGGAACAACACUUGGAAUGAUGAAUCGGAUGUUUGCUUGUAUGACAAAGAUCACAAAUUAUUGGGACAAUAUAAUAAUGAAAUUACUCGAAAUUUAGCAAGGACGAUUAAUCCCCUACUUUAUGGCGGUACCUGUCCUUAUGAAAGGACGGAAAUCGAUCACUGGAUGUCCUGUGCUCUAAUAUUGCAAAAUAAACAAAUAAACAAGGAACUUUUAAACUAUCUGAAUGAUGUGUUAAUAACACGGACGUGGCUGGUCACCAAAAGAUUAACAUUGGCUGAUAUUCAUGUGUUUUGCGUUUUGCAUCGUCACGAAUAUAUAAAAUCAUAUGCAAAAGAUUAUUGUAACAUUACUAGAUGGUACAAGCAUAUGGAAUCGCUUCCUGUUUUUAGUAAUGCAAUAUCUGUGAUUGCAAAAAAUUGUUCUUCAACUUCGAAACCAAAAGAUGUAAGUUCGCAAAAAGAAAAAUCUGAUAUCAAGCAGACAAAAACAAGGAAACAAGAAGGCAAAUUUAUUGAUCUUCCUGGAGCAGAAAUGGGCAAAGUAGUGGUAAGAUUUCCACCAGAAGCAAGUGGCUACUUGCACAUUGGUCAUGCCAAAGCAGCUCUUUUAAAUCAGUAUUAUGCUGAGAUUUUUCAAGGACAACUUAUCAUGAGAUUUGAUGAUACAAAUCCAGCGAAGGAGACUAUAGAAUUUGAGGAAGCUAUAUUGGAAGAUUUAAAAUUACUGCAAAUUAAACCUGACCGUUUUACGCAUACUUCAGAUUACUUUGAUAUAUUACAAGAAUAUUGUACUACACUAAUUAAGGAUGGAAAGGCAUAUCUGGAUUGUACCCCGGCGAAUCUUAUGAAAGAACAACGAGAUAAAAGAUUGAAAUCUGAAUAUCGAGAUCUCUCCUCUUUCGAAAAUCUGAAAUUGUGGGAAGAAAUGAAACGUGGUACCAAGAUGGGCCAAGAAUAUUGUGUCAGAGCAAAAAUUGAUUAUCAGUCAACAAACGGAUGUAUGCGCGAUCCUACAAUUUAUCGUUGCAAAUUAGAACCUCAUCCACGUACUGGAAAUAAAUACAAGAUAUAUCCUACGUAUGAUUUUGCCUGUCCAAUUGUUGACGUUAUCGAGAAUGUUACUCACACUCUACGAACAACAGAGUAUCACGAUAGAGAUGCUCAAUUUUAUUGGAUAAUCGAAGCUUUGGGACUGCGUCGCCCGUACAUUUGGGAAUAUUCACGGUUAAACAUGACUCAUACGGUUUUAUCUAAACGAAAAUUAACUUGGUUUGUAAAUGAAGGUCUAGUCGAUGGCUGGGAUGAUCCACGCUUUCCGACAGUGAGAGGCAUUCUAAGACGAGGAAUGACAGUCGAGGGUCUGAAACAAUUCAUCAUCGCACAAGGUAGUUCCAAAUCUGUAGUCUUUAUGGAAUGGGACAAAAUAUGGGCUUUUAAUAAGAAAGUCAUUGAUCCAGUUGCGAUUAGAUAUACUGCAUUGGAAUAUAAUGAACUGAUACCGGUUAAUGUAAUAGAUGUUAAGGAAGAGUGGUUGAUUGUGCAAAAUCAUCCUAAAGAUUCAUCUAGAGGUACCAAACAAGUGCGAGUAGGCUCGAAAAUUUUGAUAGAAAAGGAAGAUGCUGAAAGAUUAAUUGAAGGACAGAAUGCGACCUUUAUUAAUUGGGGUAACAUAAUGAUACAAAAGAUAAAUAAAUAUGAUGGCAAUAUAGUAGAUGUGCAAGCACGAUUGAAUCUAGAGGACAAAAAUUAUAAAAAUACUUUGAAGCUCACCUGGCUGGCUGAAUCAUUACCUACAUCUGAUUCAAAUGCAGAAAAGUCAAAUCCAAUAAAAUGUUACGCUGUUUAUUUUGAUCACAUUAUGAGCGUGCCGGUUUUAGGCAAGGACGACGAUUUUAAAAAUUUUGUUGCCAAAAAUACAAGAAAAGAAAUUCGAAUGCUGGGUGAAGUAGAAUUGAAACGCGUAAAGAAGGGAGAGAUAAUUCAACUUCAGAGGAAAGGAUUCUUUAUUUGUGAUAUUCCGUACGCAUCUAGUUCUUAUUCAACACGGGAACCACCUAUUGUAUUGUUCCAUAUACCUGAUGGGCAUACGACAACACCUUAUAUGACACCUGCGAUAUCUAAUAAUCAACAGGAAAGUAAAGUGCAACAUGUGGAAACUCUUGAUAUAAUAUACAGAAAUCCUUUAGAAAAAAUAGAAGAAGCAAUAGUUAAAUAUGAUAAAACCAAAAUAUUAGAUCCUUCUUGGAAGGACAAAAUUCAAAGUCUUAUGAAAGAAUUAGGACUAAUGAUACCUUAUGAUGCAGUUAAUGGAACGCUUAGAAUUUCAACAGAUUCAAUGUUGUAUCCACUAUACUUAAAAGAGAAAAACGAAGAAUAUGCAGACGAAGUAUACACUGAUAUAGAAGAUUAUUUUCAGAGAUUAAUGGAUAUGCAUUUCUAUAGAAUGUUAUUGCUAUUGUCGGUUUAUAAUUUGGUAUUUAAAGAUCCAGACACCGACGAUCCAUUAGUAUGCAUGUCUGUAGCCAUAAAGGCACAAUUCGAUAAAGUACAAUUUUUAAAGAAUUUAAAAGCUGAUAAGAGUAAAAUCGUUCAAGAAGAGAAAAUACUUUCAGACUUGAAAAAAAAUUAUAAGAUAAUGAUGAAUGGUCAGGAUUGGAAACCUGAGCUUUCUGAACCUGAAAGCAAUGUAUACUCAGAUCAAAAGGUAGAUCCAGAAAUACAAGAAAUCUUUGAAAGAUAUAAGAAACAAGGUCAUACAAAAGAAUAUAUUUUGUAUAUGGUGGAUAUUCAAAAAAGCAUAUAUGAAUAUCUUAGAAUAGCAAAGGAAAGUAUGUUUAACAAAAGGCGUUGGACAUAUGGACCAACUGGACCAACAGAAGAUUUUGGAGCUUAUCUUAAAACAAGAACGAAGCUACUAUUCGAAAAGAUAAAAAAGCAGAGUGACGAAGUACGAGAUCUAAAAAGUUCGAAAGCCGAUAAGAGUAUUAUUGAACAAGAAGUAAAGGUUCUCUUGACUUUAAAAAGUGACUAUAAAAUUGUGACUGGUAGGGAUUGGAAAGCAACUGAUAGUAAAGUUGCUAAUACUGAAAGCAAAAUAAAGUCAGAAAAUCAAGAAAUUUCGGAAGCGGAGAAAAUAUCCGAAGAAAUAAAAAAGCAAGGCGACAAAGUACGAAAUUUAAAAAGCUCGAAAGCUGACAAGAACAUUAUUGAUCAAGAAGUAAAAGUUCUCUUAAGCUUGAAAAGUGACUAUAAAAAUGCGACCGAUCAGGAUUGGAAAUUAGUUGAUAUUAAAGUUACUGAAAGCAAGGUAAAGCCAGAAAACCAAGAAAUUUCAGAAGCAGAGAAGAUAUCCGAAGAAAUAAAGAAGCAGGGUGACAAAAUACGAAAUUUAAAAAGCUUGAAAGCUGACAAGAGCAUUAUUGAUCAAGAAGUGAAAGUUCUCUUAAGCUUGAAAAGUAAUUAUAAAAAUACGACUGGUCAGGAUUGGAAACCAGCUGAUACUAAAGUUGCUAGUACUGAGAGCAAGACAAAGCCAGAAAACCAAGACAUUUCAGAAGCGGAGAAAAUAUCCGAAGAAAUAAAGAAGCAAGGCGACAAAAUACGAAAUUUAAAAAGCUCAAAAGCUGACAAGAGUAUUAUUGAUCAAGAAGUGAAAGUUCUCUUAAGCUUGAAAAGUGAUUAUAAAAAUACGACUGGUCAGGAUUGGAAACCAGCUGAUACUAAAGUUGCUAGUACUGAGAGCAAGACAAAGUCAGAAAACCAAGACAUUUCAGAAGCGGAGAAAAUAUCCGAAGAAAUAAAGAAGCAAGGCGACAAAAUACGAAAUUUAAAAAGCUCAAAAGCUGACAAGAGCAUUAUUGAUCAAGAAGUGAAAGUUCUCUUAAGCUUGAAAAGUGAUUAUAAAAAUACGACUGGUCAGGAUUGGAAACCAGCUGAUACUAAAGUUGCUAGUACUGAGAGCAAGACAAAGUCAGAAAACCAAGACAUUUCAGAAGCGGAGAAAAUAUCCGAAGAAAUAAAGAAGCAAGGCGACAAAAUACGAAAUUUAAAAAGCUCAAAAGCUGACAAGAGCAUUAUUGAUCAAGAAGUGAAAGUUCUCUUAAGCUUGAAAAGUGAUUAUAAAAAUACGACUGGUCAGGAUUGGAAACCAGCUGAUACUAAAGUUGCUAGUACUGAGAGCAAGACAAAGUCAGAAAACCAAGACAUUUCAGAAGCGGAGAAAAUAUCCGAAGAAAUAAAGAAGCAAGGCGACAAAAUACGAAAUUUAAAAAGCUCAAAAGCUGACAAGAGCAUUAUUGAUCAAGAAGUGAAAGUUCUCUUAAGCUUGAAAAGUGAUUAUAAAAAUACGACUGGUCAGGAUUGGAAACCAGCUGAUACUAAAGUUGCUAGUACUGAGAGCAAGACAAAGCCAGAAAACCAAGACAUUUCAGAAGCGGAGAAAAUAUCCGAAGAAAUAAAGAAGCAAGGCGACAAAAUACGAAAUUUAAAAAGCUCAAAAGCUGACAAGAGCAUUAUUGAUCAAGAAGUGAAAGUUCUUUUAAGUUUGAAAAGUGACUAUAAAAAUCUAACUGGUCAAGAUUGGAAGCCUGUGAACUCGGAUGCGGCAUCAAAAAAGGAAAAGCAAAAUAUUUCUAAGCCUGAAAAGAUGUCGGAGAAAGAAGUUGCAAAAAACGCGAAUAAUAAGGACUCUGAUUCAAGCAAAACAGGAACAAGAUUAGGAUUAGAAGCGAAGAAGGAAGAGAACUUUACUGAUUGGUACUCGCAAGUUAUUACGAAAAGCGGAAUGAUUGAAUAUUAUGACGUGUCAGGAUGUUAUAUUCUUCGUCCGUGGAGUUUCUCGAUUUGGAAGAUAAUAAAAGAGUUCAUCGACAAAGAGAUAACGGACACUGGCGUUCAAGAAUGCUACUUCCCGAUCUUCGUUACUCGCAGCGUAUUAGAAAAGGAAAAAGCGCACAUAGCAGACUUUGCGCCGGAAGUCGCGUGGGUGACAAAAUAUGGUGAAACCGAUUUGGCGGAGCCCAUAGCUAUACGGCCCACCUCGGAGACUAUUAUGUAUCCAGCUUAUGCCAAAUGGCUGAGGUCAGAUACCGAGUUACCACUUAGGCUCAAUCAGUGGAAUAACGUUGUGAGAUGGGAAUUUAAAGAUCCUAAACCUUUCUUACGCACUAGAGAAUUUUUAUGGCAGGAAGGGCAUACCGCGUUUGCUACUAAAGCAGAAGCAGAGGCGGAAGUAUUAAUGAUUUUAGACUUAUAUGCUAGGGUGUACGAGAAUUUAUUAGCGGUACCCGUCAUCAAAGGCCGCAAGACUGAAAAGGAGAAAUUCGCGGGUGGCGAAUAUACCACUACUGUCGAAGCGUUUAUUCCGAUUAAUGGUCGCGCAAUACAGGGAGCGACAAGCCAUUAUUUAGGACAAAACUUUUCGAAGAUGUUUAAUAUCCAAGUAGAAGGUAUCGCAGGUCGAGAAGAAAAGACAUUUGUCUAUCAAAAUUCAUGGGGUUUAACUACACGAACGAUUGGAGUCAUGAUAAUGGUACACGGAGAUGAUCGAGGUUUAGUAUUGCCCCCAAAUAUAGCACCUAUACAAAUCAUUGUGAUUCCCUGCGGUAUAGCCGUGAACAUGGAUGAACACACAAAAGAGAAUAUUCUAAAGAAAUGCGAUUGGCUAGUUCGUCAUUUGGGUCAAGAAGGUAAAUUUAGAGUAAAAAAUGAUUGUAGACUUAAUCGAACACCUGGAUGGAAAUUCAAUCACUGGGAGCUGAAAGGCGUGCCAAUAAGACUUGAAGUGGGUCCAAAGGAUUUAUUAAAAAAUCAAGUAACAGUCGUACGAAGGGAUAAUUUUCAGCGAACAGCUAUCGAAAUAUACAACGAUAACAUAAUUACUCCGUUAACUUCAAUAUUGAAUGAUGUUCAAAAACAAUUAUUAUCAAGAGCGAAAAGCAAGUUAAACGAGCAUAUUAAAAAAGUAGAAAAGUGGAGUGAUUUUAACCCCGAGCUUAAUAAAAAGAAUUUAUUGUUGGCACCUUUUUGUGGAGAUCCAGCAUGUGAAGAUAAGAUUAAGGAGGAUAGUAAGGAAGAUAAAAGUGAAAGCGCAGAAAGUGGAUCAUUAAUGGGCGCCAAGAGUCUGUGUAUACCAUUUGAUCAGCCAGAAAUGACAAGACCACUCAAUGAAUUAAAAUGUAUUCACCAUAGUUGCAAAAAUAAGCCGAAAUUUUAUACACUUUUCGGACGUAGUUAUUAAUGCAUCCACAUAAAAGUAAGGUUCAUGUAUAACGUUUAAUAAAUUUUUCUGUAAUUUUUUAUAUACAAGUAAUAUGGAAUUUUAUGGAUUGUUGAUUUUUCUUCAAUCUGAGAGAUUAUACAAUUUUUUUAUUGCGCAUGUAUAAACUUUUAUUUAAUAAUAUUGUGCGCAUGUAUUUAAUAAUAUAAAUUUGUUCUCA